UUUUUAUUUCAUUUUUUAAUCAAUAUUUACUGUAAAAUGAUUUUAAAUAUAAUUUUAAGUGUUAUUUGCGGAUUGAUUAUAAUUGGAUGUAUUUUUAUUUUCUUUCGCGUUAGCAAAAUUCGUGCCCAUUUAAACGAAAAGCGAUUAUCUCUUGGAAUCAAAUUUCCUUUCUAUUUAGCUAUCACUUAUUAUUUUCUCGCGAUUUUGAACGCUUGUUUGACAAAUCUCGAUACUUUAUGUAUUUUGUGUGGCAUCGAAUCAUAUUUCAUAGGCAAAAUUGUCGAUAUUUUUUUGACCAUGAAUUUAUUUCUUGGUACAAUACUUACAUUACAAACGUGGAUAAUUUUAAAAAAUAACUAUGAAAUAACUUAUGGUUUGGGGAAAAAAGACUAUAUACUUUGGCUUAUAAUAAUAAUCAUUAGCACUUUAUUAUUAAUUACAGGUUUAUUCAUAGACAUGAUUAUUUAUUUUGCGAUAUAUCUAGUUUUAAUUCCUAUUAGCUUCUAUUGUUUGUUAAUGAUUCAUAUGAAGUUGAAGUUGAGUAGUUUGGACAAAACGACUAAUUAUAAAUUUAACGUAUACGAUUUGAAGAAGCUUAGGUCUUAUAUUUUCUUAUUUGUUUGUCAAUGGGUAUUAAUAAUCACGUUCCGCUUUUCAUUAUCUUAUUCGUCCUAUCGAUCUUUGGUUUAUACCUUAUCAUACUUAAUUGGUGGAAUUUUCCACGUCAUUUUAUUUAUUAAAAAUGAGGGAUUUUUAUUUAAUCCGGACACAAUUGUACGGCAAGAAAAAGCGCAGCAAAUAAAUGACCCCGAAACUGGUAUAAUCUCACCUGUUGAGAAUGGACAAGAAUAUUCUCUUACUGAAACCGUUUCCGAAUAAUGAAUGAUAUUUGAACGAGAUUAUUAUAACUAUGGAACUAUUUAGGUUAUUUUAUAUACACAUUUUAUAAUAUAAUUUUAUUUGAUAUGAAGUAAAUCAUCCUAUUAAUCUAUAUUUUCGAAAGUUAAAUUCUUUCAUGGGGAUAUCGAUAUAUAUAACAAUUGUAAUAUUUCACAAUACGAUUUGGCUAAAUUUCGGAGAUACAUAAGAAAAUUUCCAGACCCCUUAAUUUAUAUAAUUAAUUACGUCACCAAUAACAAUAAUGCAACCUUAUUGUCACUAUUAUGAAAUUGGGCAAACUUUAUGGGCGGCUACACUUGGGAGCUUAAAAUGGUUAAUCCGGUAAUAAAUUGAUAAUAUUACGUCAUAGUUAAAAAUAUGCAAUGUAUUACACGUUUAACUUUU
This is a messenger RNA of Rhizophagus irregularis DAOM 181602=DAOM 197198, 1284 nucleotides long. Lineage: Eukaryota; Fungi; Glomeromycota; Glomeromycetes; Glomerales; Glomeraceae. The record is from RefSeq and is a predicted model, not a curated record.